UAUAAUAGGUAUAAAGCGGUUAGAUAGAGCACUUUUUAGGCUUAGUCGUGUUGCAAUUCUUGACCUAAACGGAACGAACUCCGAUACGAUCAGAACGGUUGGUAGUGGAACGUGUGUAAUGGUUAGAACGUGAACGUGAAGAUACGUGAUAGGGGAAAUACUCAGAGCUACUGAAAAGCGAUCUUGAAGAGCAGUGAAUUUUGGGAUACAUUUUAAUUGAACGACCUUGAACCAAGCAAAAUGUCUCCAUCGAUCAAGAACAUCCCACGUCGCCAGGCCAUUCCGAUCCUGUAUACCCGCGGAACCCAUUAUGAUGUUGGAUACGAUGUGGGUCGAACGUUUGCUGCGCUCAUCAAAAACUUCCUGCAGUUAUCCGGACCGUUGAACGACACCUAUCUGCCGCUGUACAACACCGACGAGGGCAGAAAAGUCUACAAUGAAACUCUCGACUCGGUGAAGAAAUCGUUCCCACAGUACGUCCGAGAACUGGAAGGCACGGCAGAUGGCGCACAAGUGGAAUUUCAUAAGCUGUUCCUACUACACAUGGACGAGAUCCUACCGGUAGCCGUUGAAGGUAAAAACAGCAUCAAUCAGCCGAUCGGGUGCUCGACUGUUUGCGUCAAUGAACCAGAUUGUGAGAUCCUAGCCCAUACUGAAGAUGCCCUGAGUGAGGUACUGAAUCACUACUACUUCGUUUCGGCUCAUAUCGUAUCGGACUCUCCGCAGGGUAAGUACAACGUAACCGAGGAACGCUUCACGUCCCUCUGCUAUGCAGGCCAUCUACCGGGAUACACCAUGAACUAUAACUACCAUGGAUUGGUGUUUUCGAUCAACACUCUCAGCGCCAGCAAGCUUUAUAGUGGAAAAACUCCUCGGCACUUUAUUACUCGUGCUUUGCUUUCGGCUGAGAACUUCGUGCAAGCGCAACAAAUUCUCCGAGAUAAUGGAGUCGGUGCUGCAGAUGGCUGCUCUGUUAAUAUGACGUUCUUGAACCAAGAUGGUGACCGGAUGUUCCAUAAUGCUGAAAUGGGCCCAGCCGAGCGAGAUCAGUCCCAGUUGAACAUUCUCACUGCCAGUCCCGGGGAGCAUAUCGUGCAUGCCAACAUGUACCUCCGGUUGCCAGUACCGGAGGUGCACGGGCUGAUCAUAGACUCCAGCGUGGAGCGAAUGAAAACGUUCAAGUCGUUCCACGCGCCGAAAACGCUCAACGAUGUGAUCCGUAUGUUGGGUGAUCAGAGCGCCAGGGAGCAUACCGUUUUCCGCGAGAAGGACGCCAAGGAUAUUAUCAAGACAGUUUGCGUGGGAAUCUUUGACUGUCGCAAGCGGACCUGGUCGUUGUAUUCGGACAACCCGAAGUUCAAUGCUCCGCUAGUUGUGAUGCCACUGGUGAUUAAGGACUAAGCGUUUACUAUAAUAUGCAUUGAAUAACGAUUAGGAUGAGAUUGUUCUAAUUUACAUUCAAUGUUUCAUGGUGCAAUAUUUAAAAGUAUAACUGUUCAUCAACGCAUUUUUAAGCGCGGCUCUGUUUGCUUAAAACUAAUUAUCAAGUGGUUAAUUUUAUAUCAAUCGUUAUAUUUAUAAAUAGAUGAUGUUAAGCUUUA
Messenger RNA from Armigeres subalbatus, 1601 nucleotides. RefSeq names its product beta-alanyl-dopamine/carcinine hydrolase (gene tan). NCBI's taxonomy places the organism in Eukaryota, Metazoa, Arthropoda, Insecta, Diptera, Culicidae. The record is from RefSeq and is a predicted model, not a curated record. The coding region runs from base 241 to 1401 and encodes 386 amino acids. The transcript has 8 exons.